UCCUGCACAGCAGAGAGGCAGUAACAGGAGGGUUUUUGCAGCCUUCAUCAGAGUUUCACAAGCCAAUAGUUCGGCUGUUGCCUGUGCAAAGGCCAGACCAUGUGUGUGACUGCCCAGCAGGUAACGUUGAGGUUUCACCCGGCGCAAUUGUGGCUCUUGUAACCAUAAAUGGCCGUUAUAACCUUGCACUGCCAGUGGUGAGCUGCACCAGCUGUGGCCUAAUGUGGUCCCCCUCAGUUAAAGACAUCCUGGGUAGUGGAUCUUGGCCUGGCACCUUAAAUUUCUGCACCCUGUUUUCAAUGGAUGUCUUUCAGUCUUUCUAUGACAUUAAGAAGGCUGCAGCAGGGAUGUCACUUAAGGCAUUUGUCAAAAUGCUGGAUGAACGAACAGCCCAUUCUGGAAGGAAUGGCCGAAUAUCAGCUGAUGCCUUCAGUAAAAGUUUCUUGGAGUGGAGUGCUGUAAAGUUUGAGGUGGACAGGAUGUGCAAGGAGCCAUGCUUUAGCUGCCCUGCCUGCACUCCAGACAUGCUUGCCGUCUCAGUUGAUGGAAACCGCAAGCUUUAUCGCUUUCAAUCAAAUGCAAGCACUUCAGAGCAGGGGAACUUUGAAGGUGUCUUCAUUGAAAAAGAUGAGGAAGUUGCUGAGUUUGUGAAAUACAUCCAGAGACACACAAAUCAUGUCCCGGGGAAAGGGUUGUGCGGAUCUUCAUCUUGGACUGCAGCAAAGGAGUCGUCCAAAAAGUCCACUGGGAAGUUGGAUGAGGAGGGCAUGGAAAUAGCUGUUUGUCGCCACGGAGUCCUCUUAGCUGCAUUGAACAUGUUUCGAGGGGAGAUCUUUGCUUACACCCUUUUUCUCCAGAGGAAGUUGGCAGCUAACGUCCCAGGACAUAUUACGUUCCUUUGCUCCGAUGUGGCCUGUAAAUAUUUCCCCUAUUUAACCAAGGUGGCUCAGCAGUGCCCUGAGCUGAGGAACCUUUUGUCAAUGCGUCCUUUUCUCUCCGUCAUGCAUGCAAAGGCUCACACUUGGAAAUGCGAGAUCAAAUGGGGAGGUGCGUUUCAGGAUGGGGCCGGUUCAACAGUUGGAGAAGAGGUGGAACAAGUAAACAGUUUCCUGUCUAGGGCGGCCAUCACAACGAAGUACAUGUCUAAAGCAGGGCGAACAGACAUGCUGAGCCUCCUGGCUUUGGGCUGGAACAAAAGGAAAGUGGAACAACUGGGCCGCACUUUGAGCCAGAGAUAUCUAAAGAUCAUAAGGAUCCUUAGAGAACAAGUGGAGAGCCUGAAUGCGAGCAGAAAUGAGCUGGGUGUGGAUGACGACACGCUGCAGCAAUGGGCUGAAGAUGGCAACAAGAGGCGACACAGAAUUCGCAAGGUCAUCUUAGUUGAGAAGAAACGCUUGGCGGCUGCUGUUGACGACUACAACAAGCUCGCUGAACCAACAAAGCAAAUCAUAUCCAGUGAUGCCCUCAUGCAGACCGAUAUUUGGCCCUGGCAGAGCACAAGUGAACCUGCUGCUGACCUCCGGACAAAGAGAAAGGUCUUUGAGAAGGUGAUGGCUGUGAGGCGCCUGAGAGAGGAGGAGAUGAUCCUUUGCAGGGAGAUGCAGCAUCACUGGACAGUGUUGCGAAUGCGAUCUGUGGUGUUGGGGACAAUCUCCUCAGACUAUGAAAGCAGGUUCACACUGAGCACUUGUGACAGUCUGGAGACGCCUGGAGAACCUUCUGCGUCCUGCAACAUCCUCCAGCAUGAGUUGGCAGUGGGUCAGUUUGGUGUGGGGUGGCAUUUCUUUGGGGAGCGCACAGCCCUCCAUGUGUUCGGCAGAGGUAGCCUGACUGCCAUUAGACCUCAUGUGGCUGGAGUGUGUCAGCAGUUCCUGCAAGACGAAGGCAUUGAUGCUGUGGACUGGCCCGCCCAUUCCCCAGAACUGAAUCCAAUUGAGGACAUCUGGGACAUCACGUCUCACUCCAUCCACCAACUGCACCACAAAAUGUCCAGGAGUGGGCAGAUGCUUUAG
Messenger RNA from Maylandia zebra (zebra mbuna), 2012 nucleotides. NCBI's taxonomy places the organism in Eukaryota, Metazoa, Chordata, Actinopteri, Cichliformes, Cichlidae. The record is from RefSeq and is a predicted model, not a curated record.